This is a messenger RNA of Dermatophagoides pteronyssinus (European house dust mite), 3095 nucleotides long. RefSeq names its product coat protein (coatomer) gamma (gene gammaCOP). The record is from RefSeq and is a predicted model, not a curated record. Gene Ontology annotation, biological process: organelle transport along microtubule; protein secretion; intracellular protein transport. Gene Ontology annotation, cellular component: endoplasmic reticulum-Golgi intermediate compartment; endoplasmic reticulum; Golgi membrane. Lineage: Eukaryota; Metazoa; Arthropoda; Arachnida; Sarcoptiformes; Pyroglyphidae. Gene Ontology annotation, molecular function: structural molecule activity.
GCCAGGUUGACGUGGCGUUCAUUGAGUGUUUUUAUGACCGAUGCUAUAUUUAUUUGUUAAAAAAUUCAUUGAUCGAUCGAUUCAAUUAUAAUCAUAUCGAAAUGAUACAUAAACGAGACAAAAAAGAUGAAGAAGAAGGUUUCUGUAAUCCGUUCGCACGAUUGGAUAAAACAUCAGUAUUGCAAGAGGCUCGUGUUUUCAAUGAAACACCGGUCAAUCCACGAAAAUGUUCGUUAAUAUUGACCAAAAUUCUUUAUCUUAUAAAUACCGGUAUGGCUCCGUUGACAACACUCGAAGCAACCGAUGCGUUUUUCAACAUGACCAAAUUGUUUCAAUCUAAAGAUUCUACAUUGAGACGUUUAGUGUAUAUAGGCAUAAAAGAAUUAUCAAGAAUGGCAGAAAAUGUUUAUGUUGUCACAUCAUCAUUGACAACUGAUAUGAAUGCUAAAGAUGAUCAAUGUCGACCGGCUGCUUUACGUGCUUUGUGUCAAAUAACUGAAGCUUCAACGUUUCAGGGAAUAGAACGAUACAUGAAACAAGCCAUCGUAGAUCGUAAUCCUACUGUGUCAUCGGCUGCAUUGGUUUCUUCGUUGCAUUUGGCCAAAACCAUUCCAGAUGGUGUAAAACGAUGGGCAAACGAAGCACAGGAAGCUUUGAAUUCCGACAACAUUAUGGUACAAUAUCAUGCUCUUGGAUUGCUCUAUCAUAUUCGUAAAAGCGAUCGUUUAGCUGUCACCAAACUAGUGACUAAAUUAGUUCGUAGUCCAAUGAAAUCACCAUUUGCUGUUUGUCAACUUAUUCGUAUAUCAGCUAAAUUGAUCGAAGAUGAAGGUGCUGGAUCGGAUAGCAUCUACUAUGAUUACAUUGAAUCCUGUCUACGACAUAAAUCCGAAAUGGUUGUUUAUGAAGCUGCUAAUGCAAUAAUCAAUUUGAGUUGUACAUCGCAACGAGAACUUGCUUCAGCCAUUUCGGUUCUUCAGUUGAUGCUUUCAUCAUCAAAAUCAACAAAUCGUUUUGCAGCAGUUCGUGCAUUGAACAAAAUUGCUAUGAAUCAUCCGACUGCUGUGAUGGCAUGUAAUGUUGAUCUAGAGAAUCUUAUUACCGAUAAUAAUCGAUCAAUCGCAACGUUAGCAAUCACAACAUUGUUGAAAACUGGCAAUGAAUCUUCUGUUGAACGUUUAAUGAAACAAAUUGCUUCUUUUAUGUCGGAAAUAUCCGAUGAAUUUAAAAUUGUUGUUGUUGGUUCAACACGUGCAUUAUGUGCCAAGUUUCCUCGUAAACAUACUGUAAUGAUGUCUUUUCUUUCGUCAAUGUUGCAUGAAGAAGGUGGAUAUGAAUAUAAAAAAUCUAUUGUAGAUACUAUCAUUGCAAUUAUUGAAGAUAAUCCUGAAGCAAAAGAAACUGGAUUAGCUUAUCUUUGCGAAUUCAUCGAAGAUUGUGAACAUACAAGUUUGGCUGUAAAGAUUCUCUAUUUGCUUGGACGUGAAGGUGUUAAAACAGCUCAACCGGCUAAAUAUAUUCGUUACAUUUAUAAUCGUCUUAUUUUGGAAAAAUCACCUGUUCGAGCGGCAGCAGUUUCAUCAUUGGCAAAAUUUGCUGCCCAUUGUGAAGAUUUAUUGCCACAAAUUCUGGUUUUAUUAGAACGAUCAGUACUCGAUGCUGAUGAUGAAGUCAGAGAUCGUGCAACUUAUCAUCUGAAUAUAUUGGCAAAACAAUCAAAAUCUACAAAAAUGAACUGCAUAUCGAAUCCAUUACAAGUAUCAAUUGUUGGUCUGGAAAAAGCCUUGUCUGCUUAUCUACAGGAUACUCAUUCGAAUCAAGAACAAUCAUUCGAUAUCAAACAAGUUCCAUUGUCAACGGCGCCAAUAACUGGUUUAUUAGACGCUAAUCAAUCCAUCAAAUCUGAUUCUAAUCGUAAAUCUCUUGCCAAUGGACCUGCCGUUGGAGUUAACCACCAUGGUACUGGUGCAUCAUCGGCCAUUGAAAAGAUUGCCGCUACAAGACAAGAUCUUUAUGCUGAACAAUUGGCAUCAGUACCUGAAUUGAAUUCACUUCGAUUGGGACCAAUUUUAAAAUCAUCAUUACCUAUUGAAUUAACCGAAUCCGAAACCGAAUAUGUAGUUCAAUGUAUCAAACAUAUGUUUCGUGAACAUAUUGUUUUACAGUUUGAUUGUACGAAUACAUUGAAUGAUCAGAUUUUGGAACAAGUUUCCAUCGAUAUGGAAAUGUUUGAAAAUUUUUAUAUAAAAUUACAAGUGAAAUGCGAUCAACUUGUUUACAAUACACCUCGUUCGAUUUAUGUCGUUCUGGCUAGUGAUUCUUUUCCAUCAGAUAAUGAUAUCGAAAAUUCUGAAAUGGACAUUUCUCAUCUGUUUGGAACAUUUACCGGGGUUACUCUCAAAUAUUUAGUAAAAGAUUGUGAUCCCAACACUAGUCAAGUUUUGGAUGAUGAAGGCUAUCAAGAUGAAUAUGCACUGGAAGAUGUUGAUAUACUAAUCUCAGAUUAUAUGCAAAAAUUGAUUGUACCAGAUUUUCAAACCUUUUGGGAAGAAGCCGGUGAAGAGAAUCAAGUGGAAGAAACUUAUGCACUUUCGAAUUUCAAAACAUUGGAUGAAGCGAUCAAAAAUUUAGUAAAUUUUAUGGACAUGAAUGUUUGUGAUAGAUCGGAUCGUGUUCCGGAUGGUAAGAAUGCUCAUACUGUAUUUCUUUCCGGAUUGUUUCGUGGUCAGGUACAAGUUUUAAUUCGAGCUAAAUUGGCACAAUCAACCGAUGGUAUUACGAUGAAGAUAACUGUUCGAUCAUCAUCGAUGGCAAUUUCAGAAUAUAUUGCAUCGGCCAUUGUUUGAUUUGAUUUAUGGAUAUGACUAAAUUACUUUUUUUUCAUAUUGGUUUUUGUUUUUAAACCAAUCAAUCAAUCAAUCAAUCAAGCCAAACAAACCAACAGACACAGUUAAAUCGAUCAUCAAAAUUAAUUGUUGGCUAUUCAAAUAAAUGGAAAUGUUUUUUUUUCUUCACUUCACUUCAAUGCAAUUGCCUCUUGCUUUUACCAUUAUAAAUGAUUCUAAUAAAAAUAUUAUUUUUUUUUCUAAUUCUCA